GCAUUGGACAAUGCUUGGAAACUAAGGACUUUCUAUAUUUGAGUACAAACUUAUAACGGAAGUGUCGCCAAAUUGCUGGAAAAACUGGAAUAUUUUGUUCAAUUCGCUACGCUGUAUUCGUGUUUUAGUUUAUAUUCCGCUUAUUUAAGAAAAUGUCCAAGCAUAUCGUAUUCAUUUAAGAAAUCUCUAAAGCGAAAGUAUAACUAGUACAAGUUCUUUUGUUCGGUAACCACUCUGAGAACUCUUAGAACAAGAAUCUGCUUCUAAUAUUCGGAUGCAUCCUUCAGAGCAAUGGAGCUACCUCCCAAAUACAAUAUUAUUUACCAACCGGAUUUGAUAUAACUUCAUAAUUAUGGACUUGGUUAGACUUUCUUUAACGUCAAAAAUCAAAGUUUUUAGCUUAAACAGGAAAUUGAACGGAAAACUCAGGCCUCAGCAAUAAGCAUGAUUGGAUUUAAUGUUGAUGAUUAUGUGAAUAACGAAAAAUGGAAUCCACUGAACCGUUCCCCAGCAUUUUAGCGCGUCACCAUAAGUUGCGACAUGCCCGCAAAAUCAGAGGGCGCGCUUAAUAUGCACAUCCCACUCCAGAAAUGUAACGCUUUACAUGCAUACAUACAACAACAACUACUACACCAAAUGGCAGAAACAUGCUUAAAAUGUGAAAUCGGUAUCGCAAGCAACAACAAUAACAAAAGCAAAACUUCAAAGCACUCAACAAAACCGUUACAAGGGGAGAGUUCAUGAGGCGCGCGAUAUGCUGUUGCGGUGACUGUAGCUGUGUGCAUGGGGUGGGGGUAGGUUGGAACGGAGGCUGAUAACUUUCUUACAAAAAUUGCGCAUCCAGUGGAGGGUUUGUCGGUGGGAAAGCGUAAAAUUCAUAAUCGAAAAAGUCACAAAAAAGAACGUUACUUAAAAUGUGGCUGCAAAGCGACGCAUUGACUUUUCGAUGCUUGCAGGCAAAUAUAAUUACGACGAUAUACCAACACACAAAUGUAUACAGCAACAACAAUGUGAAAAUUCUAAAGCAGAUACAUUUAUGUACAUAUAUGUAUGUAUAAGCGUAGAGCAAAGUAAUAAAUUUUAUUUCGCAAAGCGUGAAAGCAACUCCAAGUCGAGGCAGCUAAAAACAGGAAGGAGCGCAGCAGCCAUUGCUGAAAAAAUCAUCCCCGACAUUUGGCACUUAUUAUUGGUGUGUCCCUGUGUGACAGUGUGCGUGCACGCUUGUCUGCGAAUUGACAGAGGGCAUGCAGCCAACGACCAGUUAAACAGACAGACAGGCAAACUGGCAGCCAUGCGGUCCUUGCAACUCCUGCCACUCACACCGAUCGAAGGCAAGUCAAGGCAAACUAAAUAGAAAUUGUGUGCAACUUUAAAUCGAAUCGAAAGAAAUAUGUCUUCACUUAAAAUUCCAUACCCACCACAUACUUAUUCUCGUCUUUUCCGUCCCUGGGAUACGACUCAACUUACAACACCACCAGCACCAGCAGCCGUACAAGAAGCUGAUCAGGCUCCAGCUCAUCCUCAAGAUGAACGCGUUGUUGUCAUCGGCGAGGAGGCGAAUAACCCCUCUGAAGCUGAAAAUCUGUCCGUUAGUGGUAAGAGCACACCAAUACCAACUGCAACGUCGGAAGCCAACAUUAAGGUGGAAUUUCUGAAAGUCGAGGAUGUCACCACAGAUAUGGAACAAUCUGAUUCGGACGAUGAGGAGCUCGAAGUGGCCGAUGAUGAUGGCAUGCAUACAAGCCGAACAUCUGAAUGCGCUUCCAGUCAAAGUAACUUCAGUCACCUCAGCGAAGACAACGAAUCCUUGGAACAUGAGCAACGCACGGCCGAAGGAAAUGGUUUUAUGAGCGAAUCCAGUCAAUUCCCAAACAUAGCCACCCGUCCACCUACUGAUCAUGUCUAUGGAAUGCAACUUCCUCGUCGCCAUACUAUGCCUUCGCUACAUUUUCCCGGUACAAGACACAAAUUUGAUGUGCAUCAAAAUCCAUUGCACUUGUUGCCACACAAUGUUAUGCCAACGAUUGUACCGACUCCCGCCACCAUGUGGAGUGCAGCGCCCACUUUUAGUCCUUCCAACCAUCUCACCUCUGCGCUAUCAUCCACCAAUAUACCCACAAAUACUAGUGCCGCGGUAGCGAUUGCUGCCGCUGCAUCAGCCCCCGGCUACGCGGGUAUGGACCCAUACGGGCUCGGCCUAGUGGAGCAGGAAUAUGUACGCAUUAUGGCUGAAGAGGCGCAUCUCAAAGCCAUCAAUGCGAGAAAACAACGCCCAAAAAAAUUUAAGUGUCCACACUGUGAUGUGGCUUUCUCCAAUAAUGGACAACUGAAGGGGCAUAUACGUAUACAUACCGGAGAACGCCCCUUCAAAUGUGAUGUAGAAUCUUGCGGCAAAACAUUUACGCGCAAUGAAGAGCUAACACGCCACAAGCGGAUACAUACCGGACUGCGACCUUAUCCGUGUUCCGCUUGCGGUAAGAAAUUCGGACGUCGCGACCAUCUGAAGAAACACAUGAAGACUCAUAUGCCGCAGGAACGUCAAAUGGGUUCUGCCAUCUUUGUGCCUAUGUUUCCUUACCUCUAUGGAUACUAAACGACCACAUGUACGAUUACUCUAAACAAAACGUGAAAAUUAAUAUGUCCUUCCUCAAUCACUUAAUCCCUUACUCCUACGCGACUAUCACGCUUCCUCCCCAACACCCACUUACACAAAACAGAACAUGACAUCCAAUAUACAUUUCCUUUAUGGGUCCUCAGUAAAUCGCGCAUUUUCCGAAAACUCAAAACAAAAUCCGUCAUCCAGUACAACCUACCUCUGCUAAGAGACCUCGUACCGAUUACGUAACAAUUGCAACUACACUAUAGCUUUUUGCAAUCAUCUACUCCGUAUUGUACCUGAACUCUGGAUGCAAUUUUAGAUAGAUAUACAUCCCAUAUGUAUAUACAACUUCAUAUAAAUACCAAAGAAUAUAGCAGGGAAAGCAGUCUGGACAAUUUUGUAAAUAAUAGCUGACAAAUUAGGUUUUUUCACGUCAAGUGAAUACGGUGAGCUACAAGUUCCAGACUGCACUCUUAUCGUCCUUCUCACGUCAAGUGAGUUGGGUGCAGUUGGUAUAGAAUAUGUAUAUAUCGUCACCUAAAAUGCAAAAUAACGUAACAUCACUUUUCAUAAGUUUAAAGGUGAAGGAAAACCGAUAUAAUAGAAACCACAAAUAUUGAAACAGAUAUUGAAACAAAAUUGGAGUUUUCUGAAUAAAAUGGUUAUUUGUUGUUUAUUAUAAUUGACAACGAUUUCCAGUUUUUUUGAUGAUACGUUAUGAUAUUUUGAAUUUAGGUGACGAUAUUCAAUAUAUAUAGACAUCUUUUUUUGACUUUAAAAGGACCUAACUAGAAAACUCAAUAUUUACAAAAGUCGAAAAUUAAUAUAUAUAUUUUAUAUAUGUAUAUAAUAUUUGUUUUAUAUAUAUAUUUACACUUAACGUUGUCAGUGUCAAUAGCAUAAACAAAGCACAGGUUUUGAAACUCUUGUUUACGCAUCCUAUACAAAUAUACAUCGGCACAAAUUUAUCUCAUAAAUCCACAUAUAUUGACAUUUACAUAUACUAUUUAGAUAAAGGAAUACCACAUACACCUCAAAUAUACAAUAGUAAAGUUUAAUAUACACUCGUUUCAAAAUCGCGCAAAGAAAAAGCGAAACAGUUCGAUUCAAAUACUCGUAACUCUAAGGCAAUCAUAUUAAUAUUAAUUUUAUACCUUAGAUAAAUUUUAAUUAGGUAUACACGCUCAAUAUAUAUAAUAUGUAAGGCAAUGUAAGUAAGUAGAUAUAGAAUAUAUGUAUAUAAUAUUUUAUAUAACGUAAGUAUAAACAAAACCGUGUUUAUGAUUUAAGAGAUAAUUAUGUAAUUUAAAUUGAAACAUUUUUAAGUUUAUGCAAGUAUUUUUCAGUUUGAAAUGUUAAAUAUAAUAUAGUAUGAAAAAAAACGAAUGUAAAUAAAAAUAAUGUAUGUAUAAUGAUAAAAAUAAACGCUGAAGAAAAAA
This is a messenger RNA of Bactrocera dorsalis (oriental fruit fly), 4038 nucleotides long. It is a transcript of the gene hkb, whose product is annotated as transcription factor Sp2. Bases 1391 to 2593 code for a protein of 400 amino acids. Gene Ontology annotation, molecular function: RNA polymerase II cis-regulatory region sequence-specific DNA binding; DNA-binding transcription factor activity, RNA polymerase II-specific. The transcript is spliced from 4 exons. The record is from RefSeq and is a predicted model, not a curated record. Gene Ontology annotation, biological process: regulation of transcription by RNA polymerase II. Lineage: Eukaryota; Metazoa; Arthropoda; Insecta; Diptera; Tephritidae.